Messenger RNA from Tinamus guttatus (white-throated tinamou), 1595 nucleotides. The record is from RefSeq and is a predicted model, not a curated record. NCBI's taxonomy places the organism in Eukaryota, Metazoa, Chordata, Aves, Tinamiformes, Tinamidae.
GGGUCUCCGUCUGCUCGGAGUGACAAAAGAACUGAGAGAAGAUGCCUGGGUUGAAGUACCUGUCAGGAUUUGGAAAUGAACAUGUUUCUGAGGACCCGCGCUGCCCUGGAGCUUUACCAGAGGGACAGAAUAACCCGCAAAUCUGCCCGUAUGGCCUGUAUGCAGAACAGCUCUCAGGCUCUGCUUUCACCUGUCCCCGGUCCACGAAUAAGAGAAGCUGGCUAUAUCGGAUCCUCCCAUCCGUCUGCCACAAACCCUUCCAGCCUCUUGAAGGGGGCCACUUGACACACAACUGGGAUGAUGUUGAACCUGACCCCAACCAGCUGCGUUGGAAACCUUUCGAGAUCCCGAAAGCCUCCCAGAAUAAGAUGGACUUUGUGAGCGGCCUGCACACGCUAUGUGGCGCUGGUGAGCCCCGAGGACGCAAUGGCAUUGCCAUCCAUGUCUUUGUCUGCAACACCUCCAUGCUUGACAGAUGCUUUUAUAAUUCAGAUGGUGACUUCCUGAUUGUGCCUCAGCAGGGGAAGCUGCUCAUCACAACGGAGUUUGGGAAGCUGCUGGUGGAGCCCAAUGAGAUCUGCGUCAUCCAGCAAGGAAUGCGUUUCAGUGUGGAGGUGUUUGGUGAGACCAGAGGCUACGUCCUGGAGGUGUACGGCGCGCACUUUGAGCUGCCUGACCUGGGACCCAUUGGAGCCAAUGGUCUGGCUAACCCUAGGGACUUUUUGGUGCCUGUUGCAUGGUAUGAGGAUCGACAAGUGCCAGGGGGCUACAUGGUGAUCAGCAAGUACCAGGGCAAGCUGUUUGCAGCCCAGCAGGAUUUUUCCCCCUUCAAUGUUGUAGCCUGGCAUGGGAACUACACACCGUACAAAUACAACCUGGAUAACUUUAUGGUCAUUAAUGCUGUUGCUUUUGACCAUGCGGAUCCUUCUAUUUUCACUGUCCUAACAGCCAAGUCUACCCAUCCUGGAGUGGCCCUUGCUGAUUUUGUCAUAUUCCCCCCUCGAUGGGGGGUAGCUAACAACACCUUCCGGCCUCCCUACUACCACAGGAACUGCAUGAGUGAAUUCAUGGGGCUCAUCAGAGGCCACUAUGAAGCAAAGGAAGAAGGCUUUCAGCCUGGAGGGGCCAGCUUGCACAGCGUGAUGACUCCUCACGGGCCAGACGCUGACUGCUUCGAGAAGGCAAGCAAGGCAAAGCUGGAGCCUGAGCGGGUUGCAGAAGGGACUAUGGCCUUCAUGUUCGAAUCUUCCUUCAGCAUGGCCGUUACCAAAUGGGGCCUCAAGACCUCCAACCGCCUAGAUAAAAACUACUACAAGUGCUGGGAACCUCUGAAAAGCCAUUUCAAUCCUAAUCGCAAGUAAAGAAAUUGUUGCUUGCAAGACAUGAAUGAAGACAGGGAAGUCCAAUACACUUACAGGCACUGCGGUAAUCGACUUGGGCAAUACAGAGUGCUCCAGUACAGAAUAGUAAUUCCAGCAGCCACUGAGUCGUUAAAAAGAUCAUGCCUAUGUAACUUGAAGUGUGGUAAAAACAUCGCUUUUCUUAGUUUUCAUGUAUUUAAUUAAAGCUUUCCUUGUGCCACAUCGAAGCUGAAA